AUCCCGGUGCCCGGGUCCCGGUGGCUCUACCAACAGCAAAACACGCACAUUCUCGGCAAUUCCUCUAUUUCAAAACUGAAAUAACCAUGAAUGUUCGUUUCAAAUUCCAGAAUACGCCGGAAGCUGAUUAAAUGUGGGGGGUGUCCGUCCACAUUCUGGAUUCGACUAACAGAAUAAAACAAAUCGCCGGGGACACUCGAUGUGAUCCCGAGUUUUCCCGAAGACUCGAAGUUAAAAAUAACCCACACAACAUGAUAAAUGGCGUUUGAGCGGUCGCUGCACACGAAAAAAAUGUCCAGUCGAAGCAUGCCCCCUCCGGGUAUGACAAGGGGUAAUACGCGGUCCCGUUUUACCAAAGACUUCACACCUGUAACUUGGCAGCAUUACUUUGAGAAAUGUGAAGAUAUACAAGUAGGCAGUGAUACAUUCAGAGUUUAUGAAAGUGGAUGUGAAGGUCCAGCUGUAAUAUUUCUACAUGGUGGAGGACAUUCUUCUUUGUCUUGGGCUGUUCUUUCUGCGUCAUUAUCAAAGAUUAUAAAAUGUAGGAUAUUAGCAAUAGAUAGCAGAGGACAUGGGAAUACACAGACAACUAAUGAUGAUGAUCUAUCAGCAAACGUCCUAUCCAGAGAUAUUGGUAAUGUUGUUGAUGCAUUCUAUGGUGAUGAGGUUCCACAUAUCAUUCUUGUAGGACACAG
Saccoglossus kowalevskii is the source of this 695-nucleotide messenger RNA. RefSeq names its product protein phosphatase methylesterase 1-like. Lineage: Eukaryota; Metazoa; Hemichordata; Enteropneusta; Harrimaniidae. Gene Ontology annotation, biological process: protein demethylation. The record is from RefSeq and is a predicted model, not a curated record. Gene Ontology annotation, molecular function: protein methylesterase activity.